AAUUUUAGUUUUAAAGUUGAAAUUUAUGUGUUGAAUAUAUUUGUUGGUCGCUUGUUGGAUUUCUGUUUUUUUUUUUACUUAUUGGAAUAGUAGCAGCGCAACUGUCAGUAGUAAAGAAAUUUAACACCAAAACAAGACCAACUGUCAAUGUGACAAUGGAGUGUAUGGACGGAAUAAGAGCAGCGGUGAAAAUAACAAUAUAACGCACCAGAAUGCACAGAACGCAUCUCGCAGAAGAGGUAGCGUCGAACUUUAUAAAAUAAAUGACUUGGCAAAGUUUCUAGUAUUUGGAGUAGGGCGGGCAACAGUAAAGGCGAAACCAAAUUGCAUAGUCAUACUCCAAUUAGACAUAAUAAAUUUAUAGGAAUAGCCAGUAAUUUUUUCAGCUAUUGCUUUAACAAAUGUGUUUUAAAAGAUUUUCGUUUUCAUGUCUCCUUCCAAAAUAUAGCAAAAGAGAAAUCGAGAGGCCUAAAUUAUGCAUAUGUAAUAAAAAACUUCAGUGCUCACACAUCAAGUUAAAAUUAACGUGUACACAGUGCUUUAUAUUGUUUGUUGUUUUAUUUGUAUGCAGCAAAUUACAAAAAUUCGAAAGGCUGAGAAAUGAGAAAGUUAAAUCAAAUUAAAAUUCAAAGAAUUAUAAUAAACAAAAUAAAACGUUUGCAACAUUAUUAAAAAAAUUAAGAUAGUCUGUAUAUAUGAUUGGUUGUUUACUGAAUGCUAAAAAUGCAAAUUGGAACAAAGAGUAAAGAGUGUAACUUUGAAAAUAAAAAGAUAAUUCGCACAUUACAAGUUGAUCAAUAAAACAAUUAACACAACUGAGUACCAAAAAUAAUAACAAUAACUUACUAAAUAGUGAUUAAAAAUACUCAAGUCUUUUAAAUUGCCAUAUAAAAUAUAUACAUACAUAAUUUUAAUAUUACGAAUUGUGAAAAUUAAUAAAACUUGAAACAAAGACCGUAAUGCUAAUGGUUCUUGACCAAUAAAUUUGAAGAUUUUUAAUAACAAUAUCAUUUAAGUUAAGAUGGACACAUCUUUGACACAGCAGCGAAAUCGUUUAAAACCAGCACCAACUACAACGACCACAUCCGCAGCCAAUGCUUCGCCAUUGAGUAGUAGUAUCAGUGGUGGAACCAGCGCGAUUUUAACCAAUCAUAACAAUAUCAGCAAUAAUGCCGGAAUUGUAAAUGCAAAUAGAAGUGUUGGUAGUGCUAGUGUUGCAAUUAUGGCAAGUUCUGGUGCGGUAAUACCAAUUAAUACAUUAACACAGUUAUCAACUCAAUCUUCAUCAUUGGAACGGAUAACCACAACAUCAUCAUUAGCGAAUCUAUUAGAUGGAUUUACUUCACGUGUAUCGGGCGAUCGUACUCAGAACACUGUUAGCACCCCUAGUAGUAUAAGUUCUCUGGGUAACACCGCAAAUGCCUUCUACUCUUCUUUAGGACUUGCUUUCAACUCCCUGACAUCGCCAAUUUCUACGGUUGCUGCUGCAGCUCAAGCGACUACUGCUGAAGCUGCAGCUGUUGUUGUAGCUGCUGCAUCAGCCCUUUCAAAUCAUCUUAGCUCACCAACAAGCGGAACGCCUCCUAACAUGGAGGGCUUAUAUGAUGAUGAUGAUUGUGAGGAUGACGACGAAGAUGAUGACCGUCAUGUACCGGCGCCAACACCUAAAAAGACAUGGUCAGAGAUUAAAUCCAUUGUUAAUGAUAUGCGCAAACAGUUAGUCAAUUUAUCCAGCAUGAUGCCAUCUAAUAUACAGUUCCGUACCUUAUCUGACGGUCGGGUGCGAUGCUACUUUCUGAGUACACCACCUAACGCCUGGGAGCCAACACUCCUUUAUGCAGAUAUUAAUAUGAAUGCAGCAGAAGAAACUAUUUUGCAAAGUAGUCCACCCCUAACUGAUAUAAAUGAUAGUAUUGAUAGCGUUAAAGCUUGUAACAACAUUGCAUCAGUUACAGAUGGUGGAUCAGAUAACGUAUCUGAUUCCCUUGGGAAUGUUGUAACAAAUCGCUUGCCGUCACCAACUUCUUCACACGCUUCGUCUCCCAUAUUGAAUUCUUCUUUCCUCAGAUAUAGUUCAAACAAAAGACUUCAAUGGAAGGUAGUAUUACAACAGCCAAUGUCAAGUGUCGCUGCUACGGCUGCUAGCGGAGGAGUUAAUCUAUGGUCAAGAGAAUUUCAGCUACUGCAGGAACGGAAACGACUCUCAACGUGGGGCAUUACUUCGUACGAGUUACACAAACCAAGCGGAAAAAUAGUUUUUCCUUGCUUUAGUGAUCUAUAUCAAUGCCUCGAUACUGGAUAUAAUACCAGCCCGCUUUUCCCUACACAAUUGCGAACAUGUCCCCAGUGGGCAGCGUUAGAUCCACAAAUCUGCCCACAAAAUUCGGAUUUAAUAGCAUACAUUAGCGGUAGCGACAUAUGGGUGACACAUACGGUUAGUGGACAUGAAGAGCGCUUGACAUUUGUGCACGAUGGACGCCGUUCUAUUGCAGAUGAUCCUCUUAGCGCUGGUGUGCCGUCAUAUAUAAUGCUUGAGGAGUUUAGCCGCUUCCAGGGUUAUUGGUGGCAACCACACUCGAAUGAUGGUGUAUAUCGCAUUGUUUACGAGGAAGUGGAUGAAUCGGACGUAUGCUUGUAUACGUUUCCAUCAUCGCAAGCAACGCCUGGAGAAAUAGAAGAAUAUCGUUUUCCACGGGCCGGCACAGCCAAUGCAAAAUCCAAAUUAAAAUUAGUGCAAUUCGUGCUCAAUGAGUCGCUGCAAAUUAGUGACGUUUGUAUAAAGGAUUUACCGUAUUCACUUUCUGUGGUGUUUCCUUGGCUGGAAUAUAUAGUGCGCAUUGGGUGGACGCCCGAUUCAAAUUACGUUUGGAUGCAGGGAUUGAACCGUAAACAACAACGUUUGGAUUUGGUACUUAUACCGUUGGAUAAUUUUUGCGAAACCUAUACCAGCACGGCGUCGUCGCCCUCAGGUUCAGCAGACCACAGCUGGAAGAGUCCAUAUUGUAGAGCUGUGUCACCUCUACAGGUUAUUUACUCUCAAACAUCAGAUACAUGGGUGAAUGUGCACGAUUUGCUUUAUUUUCUGGAAAUAACCGAUACAACGGUGACUUUUUUGUGGGCCUCUGAGGAGACUGGUUUUAGACAUUUAUAUCUUGUCACAUCUAGUCUGAAUACAUGCCCACUGAAUGGGUAUAAAGAUGCGCAUAGCAAUACGAACAAUUUUGAAAUGAAUAGUCGAACAAAUUCAACGUCUUCUACCACAUCAGCCAACAUGGAUAUUCAUACGGAUUUCAGCGAUAGUGUGACGUUGCAUGCAAGAAUUAUUAAUAAAGUAGCCCUUACCUCCGGCGAAUGGGAGGUUUUGCAUCGAAACAUUUGGGUGGACAAAGCGCAACAGUUGGUAUAUUUCAUUGGAUUACGUGAUACUCCACUGGAAAAACACUUGUAUGUGGUGAGUUUGCAACGUCCCGAACACAUACGUUUGCUAACCGAACCGGGCUAUUCAUAUCAGGUGGAAUUUGAUGAGUCAUGUCAAUUGAUGUUGCAAGUCUAUUGCAACAUACAGCGCUUGCCUUCCUGCAAAGUGAUGCGUGUUGCACAAACCUGCCAAAAUGGUGGAGUUAACGGCAUACAAUUAUCACUGAUGGGCUAUCUUCAUGAGGGUGGCAAACCUGAACCACAAUAUUGUCCGCAAAUGUUCCGCCCGCAAUUACCGUCGGGUGAAAUCGUGUAUGCAAUGGUAUUUAAACCACAUAAUUUCCACUUGGGCAUUAAAUAUCCAACAGUGCUCAAUGUAUAUGGCGGUCCUGAGGUGCAAACUGUCAAUAACACAUUCAAAGGUAAACAUCAAUUGCGUAUGCAUAUGUUGGCGGCGCAAGGGUAUUGUGUCAUUUGCAUCGACUCGCGUGGGUCACGACAUCGUGGACUUAAAUUUGAAACUCACAUACGUUGUCGCAUGGGCCAAGUGGAGCUGAACGAUCAAGUGGCUGCAUUACGAAUAUUGGCAGAUCAGUUAGGCUACAUUGAUAUGAAUCGUGUAGCUAUACACGGCUGGUCCUAUGGUGGUUAUCUUAGCUUAAUGGGUCUAGUGCAGUAUCCAGAAGUCUUCAAGGUUGCAAUUGCUGGAGCGCCAGUUACAAAUUGGGAAUAUUAUGACACGGGCUAUACGGAACGCUAUAUGGAUUUGCCGCAGAAUAAUAAACGCGGCUAUUCAGGGGGCUCAGUGCUUAAUUACGUAGACGCUUUCCCCGAAGAAGAAAAUCGUCUUCUUCUCAUACACGGCCUCAUCGAUGAGAAUGUUCACUUCUAUCAUACCUCACAGCUCAUAUCAGCCUUGAAUCGUGCAAACAAACCAUACGAUCUACACAUAUUCCCUGAAGAGAGACACUCAUUGCGCAACUUGGAAUCCAACAAAAAUUAUGAGACGAAACUAUUGGCAUUCCUGCAAAACUUAUGAAAUUGCCAACACCAUGCUACCUAGCAAUUAGCUAUGCAUAUAAUAAUAACGACAACGAUGACGAUAGCAAUGCUACUUAUAAUUUUUGUGUUGCAAGAGUUGCCACUGGCUUGUAGCGAUAAUCUCGAUAAAAAAAAAAACGAAAUACGAAUCCACAUCCGUAAACACCAUGUGGAGGUAUAAUCGCUACAAUAUAGUAAAAAACAGCGCUAAAAAGGCAAUAUCGGAUGAUUGGCAGCAAAUGAUAGUAAUGCAUGUUUGUUGCCAUCCUCCACUUUUGGAAAUCGUUAAGCGCAUGCAGUGUAUUUUAUUUCAACUGACCUCUAGCAAACUAUUUAGAUUUUAAAUUUUAUUUUUUACUAUCUUUUAUCACUAAAUAACUAGAUUUGUACAGCCAGAAAUUAAUAGUAGCUUCUAUAGCAUCAGCGACACUAAAUUAAAAUCGGCAGAAAAUGCAUUCGCGCAGUAUAUAAUCGCUUGGCGUUUCGAGAAGCGUGCAACGUAAAUGUCAUGUGUGCAGAAAUGAAUAUUAGUAAUAAUUAAAUUAAUGAACAAUAUAUAUAUAUAUAUACUUAAGCUAAAUUAUAAAAAGGCAAAUAUAAGCGUUUACUUAAAAUAAUUGUAGUCAGCUGCAAGAAUUUGAAUAAUCUUAUCACAAUAGCAAAAUGAGUGAUGUAAAAAUUAAUAGAACCCAUGGCUGCCAAUAAAAAGUGCUGCGAACUAUAGAUUUGUAAACUCUUCAUAUACCUUCAAAUGUUUCAUACGUGCUCAAAUCACGUUGGCAUAAGUUGGUCAAAUAUAAUUAUUAUUAUUAUUUAUUUUUGUCUUUGGUUUACGUAAAGCAUAAAGUCAUCUAUUGCUAAUAUUUAUUGCUUACAUAUUGUGUAUUAAUUUUUAUUUUUGUGAUUUUAUGUGUUGCAGUAGAUCGUAUAAAACCUAAAAACAAUUCUUGUACCUUUAGUGCAGCUAGGUCUACUGAAACGCGUUCAAUUGCAUUGAAAUAAACGUGAAAUUUCGAAAUUAGGCGUCACGCCUUAAACUGAGUAACUCAUAGCAGUAUAUACCGUUUUGUACCGUUAAAUGUAAGAUUAAGAAGGUCUAAUCAGUUCAUUUUGUGCUCAUAAAUAAGAAUAAGUAAAAAGCAAUUUCAAAAA
Bactrocera tryoni is the source of this 5610-nucleotide messenger RNA. Its product is annotated as dipeptidyl peptidase 9. The transcript is spliced from 12 exons. The coding region runs from base 1022 to 4456 and encodes 1144 amino acids. NCBI's taxonomy places the organism in Eukaryota, Metazoa, Arthropoda, Insecta, Diptera, Tephritidae. Gene Ontology annotation, biological process: proteolysis. The record is from RefSeq and is a predicted model, not a curated record. Gene Ontology annotation, molecular function: dipeptidyl-peptidase activity; serine-type peptidase activity.